This is a messenger RNA of Paramecium pentaurelia, 1150 nucleotides long. The record is from the annotation of a GenBank genome assembly. Lineage: Eukaryota; Ciliophora; Oligohymenophorea; Peniculida; Parameciidae.
AAUGGAUUAAUUUACAACAAAAGUAGCAACAAGAGAUGAUAUUCUUUAAUAUUUAAAAAAUUGUGCAUAAAAUAGAAAAUCUAGAGUUGUUGCCAUGUAUAAUUCUGAUUUGGAUAUGCUUAUUGAAGGUUUAUAAUAUUUUGUAUUUUUCUAAAAGGCAAUAAUUAAGAUCUUAUGGUCUUUCCAAUAGAUGAUAGACUUGCUAAUAGAGCUCAUGGAGCAAUGGAAACUGGUAAUGUGAAAAAUUAUAGAAUCAGUUCACUUGAUUUUCAUAUGAAUAGACUCUUUCGAUCAGCUGAAAUUAUUGGAUUAAAGAUUAAUCUAACAAAAGAAUAAAUCAAAGGUAAUAUUUAAAUUAAAUUAUAGAUAAAAUACAUGAAAUGUCCUUUUUAGCUUAUAAAGUUUUGGAAAGAGAAAAUCAUCCAAAUUUAUAAGAUUAAAUAUUAGUUCUUAAAAUUUGGGUGUCAACUGGAAUUGGAGAUUUUGAUAUUUAUGGAUGUGUAAAAAGAAUAAUUAUUUUUAGAAUAAGAAAUCUAUUGUUUAUGCUGCUCUAUAUAUAAAUGGAAAUGUUGGAGAUGAUUCAGAUAAAGGAGUUAAAGAAUACAUUCAUUUAGAUAUGUGGACAUAACCUAAUUACUUUUCUAAUGCCAAGACUGUAAAUUAUUUAGAACUUGCAACAAUGGCAGACUAUUCUAAAGUAAGAGGAGGAUAUUUUGGAAUAAAAGUUGAUCCUUAAGGAAACUUAUUAGAAGGAGCCAUUUCAAAUGUUGCUUUCAUAACUAAAGAUAAUACAUUUGGUUAUCCACCUUUAAGUAAAACAAUAAGAGGAAAUACUUUAAAUAAAGCAUUGAAAAUAGUAGAUAGUGAUUUAUUGACUAAGAAUUCUAUUAAAGAAGUAAAAGAGAUUGAAUUGAAUAUAAAAGAUAUUGAUCAAAUUGUAGAAUUAUUUCAUUUAAGUAAUGAUCAUGUAAAUUUUGUUAUAUAUUAUUUUUAGAUUAUUCCAAUUUUGAGUGUAAAUGAUUAAAUUAUUGGAAAUGGUGAAAUUGGACCUAUUACAAAAUAUUUAUAAGAAAAAUUAGAAAUAGCAAGAUCAAGUGUAAAAUUAGAUACAUCUGGAGAUAUAAUCAAAGGAUUUGAGUCAUUAUAAUGA